Molecule: messenger RNA, 999 nt
Organism: Spinacia oleracea (spinach)
Lineage: Eukaryota; Viridiplantae; Streptophyta; Magnoliopsida; Caryophyllales; Amaranthaceae
Product: early nodulin-like protein 9
Exons: 2
Coding region: 138-776 (212 amino acids)
Cellular component (GO): plasma membrane
Molecular function (GO): electron transfer activity
Source: RefSeq, a predicted model, not a curated record
UCAUCUCACCAACAAUCAACCCUUCAUCAAUCAAAUUCAAGCUCUCUCUCUCUCUCUCUCUCUCUCUAUAUAUAUAUAUAUAUAUAUAUAUACAUUUUGUUUGAGCUCAUUUAAUUUCCAUAUAUUAAUAAUUAAGAAUGGCCAAGGUUAGCUUUAUCAACGCGCUCGGGCUCGUUAGUCUUGUAUUGCUAAUACAGAGGGGUGAAGCAACUACAUUUACAGUUGGUGGUUCUAAGGGUUGGUCUGUUCCUUCUGAUAAUGGUCAAGUUUUUAAUCAAUGGGCUGAAAAAAUGCGUUUCCAAAUUGGUGAUUCUAUAUUGUUUGUGUACCAAUCAGCAAGCGAUUCAGUGCUCCAAGUAACAAAAGAAGAUUACAGCAGCUGUACCACAACCUCACCAAUUGCAAAGUACACUGAUGGUCACACAGAGUUCAAGUUCAGUAACUCAGGGCCUUACUAUUUCAUUAGUGGUAACAAAGACAACUGUAACAAAAAUGAGAAGGUUACUGUUGUGGUUAUGGCUGAUAGAAGCAGCAAAAACUCACCACCUUCACCAUCUCCCUCUGCAUCACCACCUGCCCCAGGCACCGGCCAUGAUGAACAGCCACCUGUAGCCUCACCACCAAUGGCCGCCUCUCCGCCAAUGGACGACGGCACCACCUUAGCUCCCUCAGUUGAGUCUAACCCUCCUAAUGACAAUGGUGCUGCCUCUUUUGUCAUUAGUUUUGUGGGCUCUCUUGGUGCUUUUGUGGCUUCUUCUCUAUUCCUUGCUUUCUGAUUGCUUCUCCAUGGUUAAACAUAUAUCAUAUGUGUAUUAUUUUUUAUUUUUUCUUUUCAUUAUUUUCACCUUUUCUUUGUGAUGAUGAAUGUAUUUCUUGUGAUUUUUGAUAUUGUUUGUUGUGUUGGAUGAAUAAAAGGGGUCACAUUGGUCUUGUGAUUCUCAAUUUGAGGGUUAAAUGUAUAUUAUUGUGUGAAUUGUCAAAGUACAUUUUUACAUUCAA